Fusarium proliferatum ET1 is the source of this 1377-nucleotide messenger RNA. RefSeq lists its product as uncharacterized. The transcript has a single exon. Bases 1 to 1377 code for a protein of 458 amino acids. Lineage: Eukaryota; Fungi; Ascomycota; Sordariomycetes; Hypocreales; Nectriaceae. The record is from RefSeq and is a predicted model, not a curated record.
AUGGCAUGGACCAUGCGCUUCAAUGAUGUCUUGAACGCGGACAAGCUUCAAAAAAGCCUAUCGGAACUACUCACAGUUGGCGAUUGGAAGAAGCUCGGUGCAAGAUUGAGAUAUGGGCUUAACAAACGAGGAGCCCUCGAGGUUCAUGUUCCCACUACGUAUACAAAUGAGCGGCCCGCCGUGUCUUACUCACAUCAGCAUUACGAUAUCAGCAUCGAGGAUCAUAAAGUCGGCAAGCUCUUACCGAAAGCGACUAUUCGACCGUCAACCUUCCCAGGAGCAUCGGGGCCUCGGGACUUUGAUAUACCUCCCGGUGCACCUACAUCGCUGAAGGAUUAUACCAGUCGGGAUGUCCCAAUGAUAGGUCUUCACAUCAUCACAUUCCAAGACGCGACAACUGUUACUAUAACGUGGCCGCAUGUCCUGUUUGAUGCAGUUGGAUUCUCCCACCUGAUCGAAGCUUGGUCAGCCGUACUCGCUGGCCAUAAGGAACGUGUCCCAAAGGUCAUUGGUGCAAAGCAAGAUGUUCUUUACGAUCUUGGAGAUGUGACCCAAUCUGAACCGCAGGAUGCAGCCAGUGAAGCUCGAAUUCUUUCUGGUAUAGCGUUCAUACUGUUCGUCAUUCGGAUGCUCUGGGUCAUAUUCACUCAACCGACCGUGGAAAGCCGCAUCAUCUGCCUGCCGAAAGACUUGGUAGACAGGCUACAUGAGCGAGCGCUGGACGAUAUCAAGGAGGAAAACUCGGACGUGGAUGAUCCAUGGGUCAGUCCGAGUGAUGCCAUCUUGGCAUGGCUCACCCGUGCACUGGUCGAUCCAUCCCAAGCACCCCGUCCAAUGAGCAUGACAACUCCGAUCGACGCAAGAACCCGAUUACCUAAACUUCAAAACGUGGACGGCGUCUACGUUCAGAACAUGAUCCUGGGGUCUUUCGUCAACAUCACACCAGACGACCUUCGCAGGUCAUUGGGAAAGCAAGCCCUCGUGAGCCGCCGAGGCUUGUUGCAGCAACUGGAUGAGUCGAACUUGGUAGGUAUCCUACAACUCUUCCGCAAACGCUGGGACAUCGGCAAAACGAGAGCGCCAAUCUUCGCUGCGCCUGGUAGCCAACUUUUGGUUACCAACAACAGGCUCAAAAUCGAUCUUUUUACAGCUGCAGACUUUGGACCAGCUGUGAUUCAGGCUGGUAAAGACCAACAGAGGAAAACCCGCCCAGGCAGACCAGUUCAUCAUUAUGCCUCAUCGUUGAAUCCUGGCAUUACAAUGAGGAAUUUUGUUAAUAUCCAUACGAGAGAUGUCGAUGGUCAUUAUUGGUUAUCUGGCUUCUUCACACCGCGGCAGUGGUCAAGGGUCGAGGAAGGGUUUCAAGAAUUACUGUAA